Molecule: messenger RNA, 804 nt
Organism: Mya arenaria
Lineage: Eukaryota; Metazoa; Mollusca; Bivalvia; Myida; Myidae
Exons: 5
Coding region: 85-804 (239 amino acids)
Source: RefSeq, a predicted model, not a curated record
AAAGAUACAAUUACUGACCUUCAUAAUCAGAUAUCAGCCAUUUCAUUGCAUAGCGUCGUAUAGUUAUGGGAUAAUGUUUACAAAAUGAAAUCAGCAAAUUUAUUACUACAUAGGACUGUUUGCAUGUGUGUGUGCUUAUGCCGAAUAAUCACAUAUUCGUCAGGAAAUGACAUCAUCGCAAACAAUAAGAACGUAGCUGUCUACCAAUCAACCACGUUCGACACGUGCCUUGCCUCUAAUGUUAAGAACAACUUGACUCUCCGUAAACUGGACGUUGAUGACGCCUUACUAUGCCAGACAUGUAGCGCAACAGCUGGAAACGAAUCUCCCUGGCUCCAGAUCGACUUUAGCAAGAAAACGCUGAUGAGAUACAUGCGUAUAUAUGGCCGGGAUCUCGAUAGUUCCGGUCAAAGUAACAACAUUCUUUUGUCAAUAAGCAAUACUUCACACUUUGUUAACCAAAACUUUUCCAUGUGGGAAGAUGUUGACUGGAUAAAUGCCUCCGAUCCAUUCAAGGGGAUCUUGCUGGACUUCGGAGAUACGCGUGUUUUACAGUACCUCGUUUUCAGACGACCUUGGCCAUCGGUUAUGGCAAUAUGUGAGGUGGAAGUGUUAAAUACCGAUUGUGGAAAUGGUUUCUUCGGAGAUAAGUGCGCAAAUGUAUGUCGGUGCAAGGACAAACAACCCUGCGACAGCGUUACUGGAAAGUGUUCAACACCCGGAUGUUUUGCGGGAUGGCAGGGGGACUCGUGUAGUAAAGGUAAAUCAUAUUUAAAAUAUCAUGUUGGACAAUUUUGCUUUUAA